AUGUCGGUCGCACUCAUCCUUGGGGCUGGUAGCCGUGUCGGAAGUUCUGUAGCCUCCAAACUGGUCGCAAAUGGCUACAAAGUAGCUCUUGGGUCUCGCAGUGGCGGAACUGAAAAGCCAGAGGAGAAUACAAUCGGGGUCAAAGUCGACGUCGCCAAACCGGACGAGGUUGCUGCAGCCUUUGUUACCGCGGAGAAGGAGCUUGGAGCGCCAGUAAACGUCGUCGUUUUCAACACGGCUGGCUUUUCGCCACUUCCUGUUCCCGGAGAGCCAUUUUCAAAGCCAUAUGAUCGGUUCUUGCAAGAAAUAACCGUCGGUGCUCUGGGCGCAUAUGCAGCCUUGCAUGAAACAAUCAAGAGCUUCAAACGUGUCAGCGAGGAUAAACCAAAGGUGUUCAUCGCAACUUCGAAUCUGCUCGGCGUCAUUCCACCAGUGACAAACUACUUCACUCUGGGAAACGAGAAGCACAACCUUGCCUACUAUGUUCAAGCUGGUAAUACGGCCCAUGCAGACCAAGGCUUCCGGUUCUACCUCGCUGCCCAAGUGAGCCCCUCGGGUGGGAUUCCUCCAGGGGCCAAGAUUGAUGGCGAGGCACAUGCUACCGCCUAUUGGAAUCUGAUCAACCGCAAAGAGAGAGGAGGGUGGGAUAUUCGCUUUAUUCAAGACGGAAGCAUCCUUGUCGAAAACUAA
Molecule: messenger RNA, 690 nt
Organism: Serendipita indica DSM 11827
Lineage: Eukaryota; Fungi; Basidiomycota; Agaricomycetes; Sebacinales; Serendipitaceae
Source: the annotation of a GenBank genome assembly